AUUCUCCUUUUACGCCACCUGCCUCGCUGUUCUGUGCAUUGCUCUCUCCCCCCUCCGCGCUCUUCCCUGCUCCGGCCCCCCUCCCCGGGUUUCACUUUUCAAGAUGGCCACCGCAUCAGCUCGGGGUGUCUCCGCGCUCCGCCGCUGCUGCCUGCUGGGGCUCCCGGUGUGAGCGUACCCUUGCAGUAUUUGUCACCUGUCUUGAGAGACCAUUGGCAACAUCCAGCUGCACGUUUCUCCCAUUCAUUUUACCCAUCCGCUUCUUUGGUGUUUGGAGAGGCAGAGGAUACAGGGGUCUGUUGUAUGCUAUGUUGAGUAAGCCUCCGGGCAGUGCCAGCCUCCUUUCCUCCCUCCAGGACCAGGGCUAAACCUCUAUGGAUAUACAGCCACCAUGGUAAAACUGGCAAACCCCUUGUACACCCAAUGGAUCCUGGAGGCCAUCAGGAAGGUGAAGAAACAGAAGCAGCGUCCUUCAGAGGAGCGCCUCUGCAAUGCCGUAUCAACUUCUCAUGGCCUUGACCGCCACACUGUAUUGGAGCAGUUGGAACUGAGCGUUAAAGAUGGGACAGUUCUCAAGGUCUCUAACAAGGGGCAAAACUCUUACAAGGACCCUGAUAAUCCAGGUCGCUUGGCUCUGCCGAAGGCCACAAAGAGCCAAGGACGGCCAGAGGGUUUAGACUGGCACCGGCUUCUGAAGCGGGCAAUUGAGAGCCUGGAAGAACCAGGUGGCUCUUCAUUGAAAUGUAUUGAGCGUUUCUUGAGAAGUCAGCGGGAUGUGAGUGCAUUCUUCGGGGGAAAUACUGGUGCAUCAUCCGCUUUCCACCAGCAGUUACGGCUUGCAGUGAAACGGGCGCUGGCCCAUGGGAGAAUUGUUAAGGAAGGAUCCAUCUAUAAGCUCAAUGGCAAGUUGUCCGAUGGAAAGCAGGGGUGGGAGUCACUGGCCUGCCUGCCACCUGUAUGCCUGUUACCCCAUGAGAAGGACAAGCCGGUAGCUGAACCCAUUCCUAUAUGCAGUUUUUGUCUGGGAACGAAAGAGUCAAACAGAGAGAAGAAACCAGAAGAGCUUAUAUCAUGCGCAGACUGUGGGAACAGUGGUCAUCCGUCAUGUUUGAAAUUUUCUCCCGAGCUGACCAUGCGUGUAAAGGCUCUUCGCUGGCAGUGCAUUGAAUGCAAGACCUGCAGCUCAUGCCGAGACCAGGGAAAAAAUGCAGAUAAUAUGUUGUUUUGUGACUCUUGUGACCGUGGGUUUCAUAUGGAGUGCUGUGAGCCCCCUCUCACAAGGAUGCCGAAAGGCAUGUGGAUAUGUCAGAUUUGCCGGCCUCGGAAAAAAGGUCGGAAGUUGCUACACAAAAAGGCUGCACAGAUUCGACGACGUUACACUAACCCCAUCGGGCGUCCAAAAAACCGCUUAAAGAAGCAGAGUUCAAUGACGCACCCUUCGUUUGGUAAAGGCAGAGGAGCACCUGGUCGGGGCAGGAAGCGCAAGCUUUCAAUGUCCUCCAUGUCCUCUGAAGAUGAUGGCAGAUACUCUGAGGACCACAGAGGUGGUGGCUCAAGUGUCCCCUUCAAUAAGAAGACAAAGGGUCUUAUCGAUGGCUUAACAAAGUUUUUCACUCCGUCACCUGAUGGACGAAAGGCACGGGCAGAAGGCCUGGACUACUCCCUGCAACGUUCACGGAAGAGGGGGCCCCGUAAAUCUGGCCAGGGAGAUUGGGAUAAUCAGGAAGGCUGGGACAGCAAGUUGGAUGGGGAGGACCACCCAGGAAUGAUAUCUGAAAAGGAAUUUGCGCUCUUCCAGGAUAUCCAGGAGCAGGCACUGCAGAAGGUUGGAGUUUGUGGCCCUCCUGACCCGCAGGUGCGCUGUCCAUCUGUCAUUGAAUUUGGGAAAUACGAGAUCCAGACCUGGUAUUCCUCUCCAUACCCACAGGAGUACACAAGGCUUCCUAAGCUGUACUUGUGCGAGUUCUGUCUCCGAUACAUGAAAAGCCGCACAAUGCUGCAGCAGCACAUGAAGAAAUGCAAUUGGUUCCACCCACCUGCCAAUGAAAUUUAUCGCAAGGACAACCUUUCCGUCUUUGAGGUGGAUGGAAAGGUGAGCACGAUCUACUGCCAAAACCUCUGCCUUCUGGCCAAGCUCUUCCUCGACCACAAGACCCUCUAUUAUGACGUGGAACCUUUUCUCUUCUACGUGCUGACACAGAAUGACUCGAAAGGAUGCCAUCUUGUUGGAUAUUUCUCCAAGGAGAAGCACUGCCAGCAGAAGUACAAUGUGUCCUGCAUCAUGAUUCUUCCACAGUACCAGAGAAAAGGAUACGGUCGCUUUCUUAUAGACUUCAGUUACCUACUUUCUAAACGAGAGGGGCAAGCAGGAUCCCCCGAAAAGCCACUUUCCGAUCUGGGCCGACUCUCUUACAUGGCGUAUUGGAAGAGUGUGGUACUAGAGUGUUUACAUCACAACCGAGAGCACCAACUAAGCAUCAAAAGGCUCACCAAGCUGACUGGCAUCUGCCCCCAGGACAUUGCAGCCACCUUGCAGCAGCUUCGUAUGCUGGAACUUCGAGGAGACCGCGUUGUGUUGGUUCGUCGGGUACAACAAAUCCAGACACACAUGAGCCGCUUGCAGGCCCGGCCGCGGGAAGUAGAAGUGGAUCCAGAAGCGUUGCGGUGGACGCCUGUUAUUGUCACCAACUCUGUGGUCUCGGAUGAUGAAGGGGAAUCUGAAGUAGAAGAGGAGGAGGAAGAGGAUGAGGAGGAAGAAGAUGAAGAACAAAGAAGUCCCCUGAAAGACAGCAGUCAACAGGUCCUGAGAAGCAUCUCAAGAGAGUUUGACAGAGAAACAUGUCCGGUCUUGGAAAAGGAGAAGAGCCCACCUAAACUCCGUCCCUCUUCCCCAAACUCUCGCUUUGCAAACCCUCGACAGUUCCAGGACUUGCUUCGGGACAGCUUGCCUACCAAUAGUCGGCCUCCUGGACGAGGCCGAAGAGGGAGACGUGGGCGGCGGGGCAGAGGCUUUGGGUCUUCCAGUCGUGCGGCGGAUCUCUUAAGGCUGCUUGCCAGGGAAACCCCUGGGCCUCCUCGGCGAAAUGGGGAAAGAGGUCGCUCUGGAUCAAGGAGGGGGAGGCUGAAGAGGCUGGCUGAUCCCAUACUCCGUAGAGACUUCCUAGAGCAACAGGAAAGACUGGCUCAGCGUUUCGAUAGCGAGCACCCACAGCUAAGACGAUUUAGUGAAAGCAGCGAAGAAGAGGAUGAAGAUGAAGAAGAGGAGAAUCACAGCCUGCGUUCUGAUUCCCCACCCAUCCUAACCAAGCCCACUCUCAAACGCAAGAAGCCUGGAGCACACAGAAGACGUCGUGUUCGAAGACGUAAGCAUCACCACAACAGCAGCGUAGUAACAGAGACUAUUUCUGAGACCACCCGAGUCCUAGACGAGCCCUUCGAUGACUCUGACUCGGAGCGACAAAUGCCAAGACUAGAGCCUGAAGAGGAGGGCAGUGGCCAUGAUACUCCUUUUUCUCCCAGCUACUUCCCUUACCUCACUCCGUACCCCCUGCUGAGGCAUAAUCGACCAUUGGGCAAAAGCAGAUCAAACACAGAGCAAACCCAAGGGUCAACUGUACAGCCUCCUGUCUCUACAAUACGUUCCACAGAGGGCUCGGCCUCUUUACCCGAUACUUGUAAUCCUCCUCCUGUCAAGAAGAAGGGGUGGCCCAAAGGUAAAAGCAGAAAACCUCUGCACUGGAAGAAACGUCCAGGGCGGAAACCAGGUUUCAAAUUAAAUCGUGAGCCUCCACCGCCACUACCCACGAGUCCUCCUCCUGCUAGGCCUGCGCGAAAGUCGAGAACCCAAGAGGAGGAAGAGCCUACCAGAGAAGAAUCUCCAGAAAGAAAGGAGCCAGAGAAGGAAAUUGUAGAAACUGUAACUGAAAAGGUUGCAGAAGAGGAACCUACUAAUACUGUUGUGCAGCCGCCGUCUCCAUCUGAGAGCAGUAGCUGUAGCGAAAGCUCAUCACGGGAGGUUGAAACUCACCCAGCGUCACCAGAAAUGCAGGCGCAAGCUGGAGAUGAACCUCAGGCUGUUACAGAGGAGGCUGAUCGAGAAGAAGAGGAGAAAAUACCAGAGGAAAAGCCUGAAACAGCAACUGUAUCCAAUCAGCAGGAGGACCAGGAUGCUGAUGAUGAAGAUGACGGUGCCAAGGAAGCUGAGGAAGGGGAGGAGUUGGAGCGGGAACUAGUACCAGAGGAGCCAGCACCACAGGAGCCUUGUGUAGUUAGUAGCAGUGAAGAUGACGACAAAGGGGAUGGUGCACAGGAGGCAACAGAAGUGCCUGAUCCUCCUUCCUGCUUAGAGGAGGCUGAGGAAUGUCAAGAGAAAGUAGAGGAAGAGCAGAAGGAGGAAGAAGAGGAAGCAGAGGAGGUCAUACCCCACACUGAGUUGGACCUGGAGACUGUGCAAGCUGUGCAGUCUCUAACCCAGGAGGAGAGCAGCGAGCGAGAUGAUGGGAACUAUGGGGACUGUGAGGACGAGACACUGACAGCAUGUCAGACUUUGCAGAGUUUCACUCAGGCAGAGGAAGACCCCCAGCUAAGUUUACCUGAAGAGUGCCAUCCUUCUGCCCACGACAGCCCUAUAUCCUCUGUCCAUUCCCACCCCAGCCAGUCGGUGAGAUCAGCAAGCAGCCCAAGCGUUCCACAAACUUUGGAGAGUAACGGAACUAGUGUGUACCCACAGAUUAGCCCAGAUGCGGGCUCCCUCUCCGCUCCUUCUAUACAGAACUUGGAGACCACCAGCCCCAUGAUGGAUGUUCCCUCUGUGUCGGAUCAUUCUCAGCAGGUGGUGGAUAGCGGUUUCAGCGACCUCGGUAGCAUUGAGAGCACUACAGAAAACUACGAGAACCCCAGCAGUUAUGACUCGAGCAUGGGGGGUGGCAGCAUUUCCUCACAGAGCAGCUGUUCUUAUGCGAGUAGCGGCAAUGCUAAUGGAGGAGGGGGGCUGCCAUCCACAGCCAGCUUGGCACAGAAUGGGUGCUCUGUCAAUCAGCAGAUGGCUGGCAUGGCAAGCAUGUUGCAGCCAGCCCAAGCUUGUGGUAUUAAGUCCCCCCAGAGCUGUGCCUCAGAGCGACCUCCCAGCAACAAUAACCAGCCACCACCCCCGCCUCCCCCCCCUCCGCCAUUGCCGCCCCCACAACAACAACAGCCGCCCCCACAACAACAGCAGCAGCAGCAACAGCAGCAGCAACAGCAGCAGCAGCCCCCAAUGUCACAGUGCAGCAUGAACAACAGUUUUGGCCCCUCGCCAAUGAUCAUGGAGAUCCCAGACCAGAGCAAUGGCGGCAACCUCAGCAUCUAUCCAGGGGAUUUUGGGGCUGGUGGUUACACUCAGCCCUCAGCCACCUUUAGCCUGGCAAAAUUGCAGCAACUCACCAACACUAUCAUGGACCCUCAUUCUAUGCCUUACAACCACGCUCCGGCAGUCACCUCCUAUGCAAACAGUGUGUCCCUUUCCAACGCGGGCCUUUCCCAGCUCACCUCCUCCCACCCUCUAACUGGGGGACCCCAAGCACAAGCCACCAUGACCCCCCCUCCUACCAUGAACCUCCUUCAGUGCAACAUGUCGGCGGGCAAUCUUGGCAUUUCACAUAGCCAGCGUAUUCAAAGCCAGAUGCCCGUCAAGGGGCACAUUUCCAUCCGCUCCAAAUCUGCCCCACUUCCUGCUGCACCCUCCCCUCACCAGCAGCAACUGUACGGACGCAGCACCCCAGGCAUGCAGUCGUCCGCCAGAGCACUCUCCGUCCAGCGGAGCAUGAACAUGGGCGUCAACCUCAUGCCCACCUCCCCUUACAAUGUCAACACCAUGAACCAGCUCAAUGCUAUGGGCAGCUACCGCAUGUCCCAGCCCAUGGUCAACAGCUCGUAUCAUAGCAACGCCGCCUAUAUGAACCAGACAUCACAGUAUCCCAUGCAGGUUGGCAUGGGCAUGAUGGGUGCCCAGGCCUACACCCAGCAACCUAUGCAGCCAAACCCCCAUGGAAAUAUGAUGUACACCCCUCCUCCGCACCACUCCUACAUGAAUUCCCCUGCAGUUCCCAAACAAACUCUAAACUCCCCGUAUAUGAGGAGAUGAGGGGGCCACCCCAAAAAAAGAGCCCAUCUGCCACUCACCGUUCUCUUGCAGACUCUAAACAAGGCCUUUUAUACUGACAGGACUUUUAUUCCUCUCCCUUAUAUCCCUUGCUGUAGAUUUAAUAUUAUAUGUUUUUUUUUUUUAUUGUUAUUUUAUUUCCCCAGUGCAAAAAAAAAAAUAUAUAUAAUUUUGUUGGGGUUUUCCUGAUAUUUUUGUUUUCUGUAGAAAGGUUCUUUUAUUCACUCUGUCUCUUUCUCCAGUUUAUACAAAUGUUGGCGGGGGUGGGGGAAUACCCCCCUCCCCCUCAGUUCCAUUAUUAUUCUCAUGUUUUUUUGUUUUUUUACUAUAAUGGAAGCAAAAGAGAAAAAAAAAUAUAGCAGAUAUAAAAAAAAAACAGCUCUAGCGGAAAAUCGCACGGAAAUAGGAAAAAAAAAUCUUGUUUUUAGAAAUCGAGUUUAAAAGAAAAAUAUUAAGAAAGACAAAAAAAAAAUAUCUAACCCUGUAGCCUUAUUGAGUCGCCGGCUGUAAGCCAGCCGCCGCGGCAAGCGUAUAUUUUCAACGUGCGUCCGCUCUUUCUUCACAAAUUGUGAUAUCCAAGAUGGGGUGCUGAAGGGAAGAGAAGUCUUCAAAGCCCAAUCGAUGGGUAGAAGGGCAUAAUAACUCCCCCCCUCUGUGGCUAUGGUUCAGUCCUGUCGCUGAUGAUCUCACAAGUUCUGGGGUACAUGGAACCCGUAAAGGGGGAGGCGGGUCUGAUAUACCCAACUACACAUCGGCACAUGCACCGUUCGCUAGUAGUGCAGAGUACAACUGCAGCUAACUAUCCGUUUCCAAGAUACAAAAUAAUACUUAGUCCUGCUAUUGAACGCUGCAUGUGUUUGUUUUUUUGGGACAAGAAGCUCCUUCUCCUUUACUGCUCCUCUGUCCCACUGUACAAGGGGGUAGUACUCCUAUCUCAUUGUAAGAAGAAGCACUUAUUUCCUACACAAUAAAAUGGCAUUUUAGGAAGGACAGAUCAUGUAUCCUCAGUCUCUUCCCCCCUCACUGUUUGGUCAUCUUCUAUGUUGUGGCUCCUUCUCCUAAUCCGGUUUAAAGGACCAGUAACACUAAAAAUGAAAAUUAUUUUAUUUGUCCUGGCAUAGUUUUUUUCCCCCCUCAUCAUGUAUUAUCAGCUUUUCUGUUUGUGUGUAUAUAUAUAUAUAUAUAUAUAUAUAUAAUAUAUAUAUAUAUAUAUAUAUAUAUUAUCAGGUCUUCUGCAUUCAGGAUUUUAUUUUGUGUGUCUGUGUGUUCUCCAAACUAAGCCCCCCAUGUGUUCAGUGAUACUUAAUUAUGAAUAUUCAUAUACCGGGCCCCAAAAGCCCUAGCAGAAAAAUGUACCUGUAUUUUCAAGUAAUUUUCAAGUGGACUCAAGUGUUUAUGUAAAUGCUUUUGGAGCGUUUUCAUUUGCCGGUGUUACUGGACUUUUUGCAUUUCUGCCAAUCUGCUCGCAUUAUUUUUCAUGCAUUACCUGCCAGGUGUGCCUGUGUGCGUGUGUUACCAGUGUGCGUGUGUAUAUUCACAUGUUGCCAUUCACACGCCUGCUUGACAUACGGAGAGUGGCCAGCGAGCCGAGGCUGAAGUCUAGCAGAUUCAUUGUAUUCUCAAUGUUUUGCCUUAAAGGAAAACUAUAGCCCUUAAACAAUGUAGGUCUCUAUAAAAAGAUAUUGCAUAAAAUAGCUCAUAUGUAAAAUCCGGCUUCAUGUAAAUAAACCAUUUUCAUAAUAAUAUACUUUUUUGUAGUAUGUGCCAUUGGGUAAUCCUAAAUAGAAAACUGCCAUUUUAAAAAACAAGGGCCGCCCCCUGGGAACCUAUGAUUUACGGUGCACAUAAACAUGUUAUGUCACAUGAGCUUCCACACUUCUUCCUACUACAGUUAGAGCUGCAGUAUUUCUUGUCAGGUGAUCUCUGAGGCAGCACACAGACCAUCACAAAAUGGUGGUUCAAGGCCAGAGAUGUAAAAGGGCAAGAUUUACUUAAAUAUAUAGACCAGUUUGGUAAGAUUCUUUAAUGUGUCAAUUAAUAUGAUAUAAACUGUUGCUUUAGUAUUCAUUUUGGGGGUAUAGUUUUCCUUUAAGAACACAUGGCAGUUUGUGUGUGCUCACAAAGGCAAAAACAUUGACAGUGCCUUAAAACUCUGUUCUUCAGUUGCAGUUUUAUGCUGCCACUUUCUGUAUUCCUAUGCAGGUCGUUGGUCAUCAUUGCUGGGAUGGUGCGGCUUUUAGCUCUGCCGGUGUGUGCCUUGUUUCCCAAUAUAUAUAGGGGCGACUCUGCCUUGUUCCAUGGCUUCUGGGAGCCCAAUGUAAAGCACUUUCUGGUACAGUAUCUAGCACACUUCCAGAACACGACUGAUAGUGAUUGUUAGAACCCCAUCAGCCUAGAACCCCAUCAGCCUAGAACAAAUAAAGGCAAUUGAUGAUACUUUGUGUGUGGGGGGUAACUAUUCUGAUGGACAUGAGUCUUGUGAUUUUUAAUCAAGGCAGGGGUCGACCCCUUUACAUAAAGACUAGGGCAGCUAGCACAGAGCAACUUGUGCACCAACUCUACUAUUACUGGACUCUGCACACACCCGCAGAAUGAAACCCCCACCCUCGCAAUUCAUGAAAUAUCCCCCUCCCCCCCAUCGUCAUUCUGUUAAAGUACUAUUUUUUUUAUAUUCUGAUGUGUAUAGAAGCAUUGUCUGUCCGUUUGUAUAUCCCUGUGUAUUCUAUAGGAACAGCCAUUUGACUUUUCUGAGAAAUUGCCAUUUUCUCCCCAUACAAAGACACGUUCUCCUGCGUGCACUGAACAUGGCUCCAUUGUAAGUGAAUGCAGGAAUGCCAAUCUGAUUGGCCCUUCAUUCAGCUGUGGGCGUUGCUAAGCACCCGGCACACACCAGCGCUAUUUUUCCUUUUUUCCCCGCACAUAUUCAGACUGAGGAGGGCAGUUGAUGGGUCCUUUAUAUUGUGUAUGCAAAUUCACCUCUCUUCUCCUCCACCCCUUCCUGUGGUUUUAAUUAUGGCAAUUAAGAUUUUUAAAAAAAAAACGGUUUUACUCUCCAUCACAUCUUGUAAUUUUGCAAAGGCUUUUUUUCCUCUCUCUCUAUCUCUCUUCUUCUUCCUCCGGCCUUUUCUUGACGCUGUGGGGGUUCUAAUCCCUGUCUGGUUUGUAUGUAAGAAAACUUUCACCCGUCCCUCUCCCACUCCUCCUUUCUAGUAAGUGCUUUCAGAAAAAAAAAACUGUACAUUUUAACGGGAAAAAAAAAUAAAUUAUGUUGAGACAUUUUGGA
This is a messenger RNA of Xenopus laevis (African clawed frog), 9422 nucleotides long. It is a transcript of the gene kat6a.L, whose product is annotated as K(lysine) acetyltransferase 6A L homeolog. NCBI's taxonomy places the organism in Eukaryota, Metazoa, Chordata, Amphibia, Anura, Pipidae. The coding region runs from base 392 to 6121 and encodes 1909 amino acids. The transcript is spliced from 17 exons. The record is from RefSeq and is a predicted model, not a curated record.